UAUAAAACAGGAGCUACAGGCCCUAGGGAGAUGAUACAGGAAGAUCAAUUAGGACAGUGUUCUUCUUCUCAAGCGAUCAAUAACUUCCAUCAGAGCUAUCAAGAGCAGUUUCUCCUUCAGCAACAGAUGCAGCAACAAAACAGUGAUAUCUUUGGUGGAGGAAGAGGAGGAUUGAACAUGUUCCCCGGUGAAGUUUCUCCAAUCUUGGAACCAUGGUCUAUGCCUCCGGUUCACCCCUUCAACCCGGUGAGAGAGCACGACCCUUUUCUUGUUCCUCCACAACCUUCACCCUAUGCAAGUUUGUUCAACAGAAGGGCUCCUUCUCUUCAGUUUGCAUAUGAUGGUUCAUCUUCUCAUGACCAUCUUAGGAUCAUAUCAGAUAACCUUGGUGUUGGGCAGGUGGUUCCACCCGGUUCAGCACCCUUUGGACUCCAAGCCGAGUUGGGCAAGAUGACAGCUCAAGAAAUCAUGGAGGCUAAGGCUCUUGCGGCUUCCAAGAGUCACAGUGAAGCUGAAAGGAGACGCAGAGAGAGAAUCAAUAACCACCUUGCCAAACUCCGCAGCUUGUUGCCUAGCACAACCAAAACAGAUAAAGCAUCAUUGCUAGCAGAAGUGAUUCAACACGUGAAGGAACUGAAGCGUCAAACAUCGUUGAUAGCAGAAACGAGUCCAGUUCCUACCGAGGCCGAUGAGUUAACAGUGGAUGCAGCUGAUGAAGAUGGCAAGUUUGUGAUCAAAGCCUCGCUUUGUUGUGAUGAUAGGUCAGAUCUGUUGCCUGAACUCAUCAAGACUUUGAAAGCGUUGAGGUUAAGAACCCUCAAAGCUGAGAUCACAACGCUUGGUGGGCGUGUCAAGAACGUGUUGUUCAUCACUGGGGAAGAAGACUAUUCCAGUAGUAGCAGUGAGGAGCAUGGCCACCAACAACAGUAUUGCAUUAGCUCCAUACAAGAAGCACUUAAGGCAGUGAUGGAGAAGAGCCUUGGGGAUGAGUCUGCCUCUGCAAGUAUUAAGAGACAAAGGACCAAUAUAAUAUCAAUAUCCUAGAACCAAGGUCUUUAUAAGUUUUAUUUAACUGAAGGCCUAUAGUUCUUAUUAUCGUACUUAGUUGUUAUAUAUUAUAUAUUUUGAUUAAUCUAUUUUUGGGGGGUGUGGUUUGUUUUGUUUUGUUUCUAUUAUUACUAAAUGGGUG
Abrus precatorius (Indian licorice) is the source of this 1189-nucleotide messenger RNA. RefSeq names its product transcription factor bHLH30-like. Gene Ontology annotation, biological process: regulation of DNA-templated transcription. Gene Ontology annotation, molecular function: DNA-binding transcription factor activity; protein dimerization activity. Bases 31 to 1044 code for a protein of 337 amino acids. The transcript is spliced from 2 exons. Lineage: Eukaryota; Viridiplantae; Streptophyta; Magnoliopsida; Fabales; Fabaceae. The record is from RefSeq and is a predicted model, not a curated record.